This is a messenger RNA of Amborella trichopoda, 771 nucleotides long. Lineage: Eukaryota; Viridiplantae; Streptophyta; Magnoliopsida; Amborellales; Amborellaceae. The record is from RefSeq and is a predicted model, not a curated record.
AUGGCUCUUAAAGAUGAAGAGCUGACUACCUUUAGAACCACGAAAAAGACAUAUUGUUACAAUGUGAAGCCCCUUGGACUGAAGAAUGUUGGUGUCACUUAUCAGGGCGCCAUGACAAUCAUAUUCGAGGACAUUUUUCACGAGGUCGUGGAAUGUUUUGUCGACGACCUUGUUUUCAAGUCAAGGGAUCGAUCUACUCACCUUACGGAUCUGGAGACCAUGUUUAAGAAAUUGAGAAGGCAUCUGCUGAAGAUGAACCCUUUGAACUAUGCCUUUAGGAAGGCUAUCAAAGGACAAGCUUUGGUUGGUUUCUUUGCUGCUCAUCCCCUGCUUGAAGGGUCCCCUUUGAACGAAGGUCUACUCGAUGAGGAAGUCAUGUGCACAAAUGAACUUGACCCAUGGCAGAUGUUCUUUGAUGGUGCUUCCCAUCCAGAAGGUACAGAAGCAGGCAUGAUAUUCGUCACACAGGAUAAGGGACUUUUUCCAUAUGUCUUCUCGUUAAAUGAGAAGUAUUCAAACAAUGAGGCCGAGUGUCAAGUUUUGAUUAUUGGUCUAGACAUGGCACUACAGCUGGACUCGGGGCUUCUCAACAUUUUCAAUGAUUUCCAUCUGAUUGUCUACCAUUUGAAGGAAAUAUACAAAGUCUGCAAAGAUGAACUCAAAACUUUGACCUAUAUUCACCGAGGAUCAAAUGUUCAAGCCUAUGCAUUAGCUAAGGUUGGGGCCAUCAUGACCAUUGAGCCUAGGAUUUUUCUCCAUGUUCCUAUAUAA